AUGGCAGACCCUUGGGUGGUUGUGGUCGAGAGCCGUGGCCCAGCUGAAGGCGGUCAGGUCAGCCCGCAUCUCUCCAACCCCCAAAAAACCCACACCAAACAGACGAUGAGACGCCAGUCAUUGACGAUGUUCGCAAACGCAACACGUUCAUUGCUGGGAGCCGGAAAGCACCUGAGGGUGCCCCUGUCGAUUCGCUCGCUAUCCUCCCCCAGCCAGCUCAACGCGCCGGAAACGAAGGCAGCCCCCCAGGCCAAUCCCACAUCCGCCCCGGAGGCAACCGCGACGUCUGAGCGUCUAGGAGCUCUAGGCGAGAAUGCCCGCCUACCACGCAGCGUGCAAGCAGUAUAUUUGCGGCCCCUCCGGAGGAAAGCGGAAUACGGUCUCCCCGUCUGCGACCUUCAGCUACGAUCCUACAGCGUCGAAAACGUGGAAUUCUUUGCCGACUUCGCCAUCCGCGCAGCCUAUUAUCUGGACCUCCCGGUCUCCGGACCCGUUCCUCUCCCUCGCAUCGUCGAACGUUGGACCGUCCCGCGAAGUAACUUCGUACACAAGAAGAGCCAGGAGAAUUUCGAGCGAAUCACUCUCCGUCGAUUGAUUCAGAUCAAAGAUGGAAACCCGCAAGCCGUGCAGGCGUGGCUGGCUUUCCUCCGGAAACACGCCUUCUACGGAGUUGGUAUGAAGGCCAACGUCUGGGAGCACGAGAGCCUCGAUGUCAGCAAGUCAAUGGACCAAUCCGCUCCGGAAAUCCAGAAGAGCCUUGAGCCACACUUAGCCCAAUUUGGCCAACGAAAGGAUAACUCGGCCGGAAACAACAUAUUCGAUAUCUUGGACAGUGAUCGGUUUGCCGAGCGCAAGAACGUCUGA
Penicillium argentinense is the source of this 864-nucleotide messenger RNA. Its product is annotated as mitochondrial 37S ribosomal protein uS10m. The coding region runs from base 1 to 864 and encodes 287 amino acids. Gene Ontology annotation, cellular component: small ribosomal subunit; ribosome; mitochondrion. Lineage: Eukaryota; Fungi; Ascomycota; Eurotiomycetes; Eurotiales; Aspergillaceae. The record is from RefSeq and is a predicted model, not a curated record. Gene Ontology annotation, biological process: translation. The transcript is spliced from 4 exons. Gene Ontology annotation, molecular function: structural constituent of ribosome.